Gigantopelta aegis is the source of this 1272-nucleotide messenger RNA. RefSeq names its product BTB and MATH domain-containing protein 36-like. The transcript has a single exon. The coding region runs from base 58 to 846 and encodes 262 amino acids. Gene Ontology annotation, molecular function: protein binding. The record is from RefSeq and is a predicted model, not a curated record. Lineage: Eukaryota; Metazoa; Mollusca; Gastropoda; Neomphalida; Peltospiridae.
ACCAUUUUAGCUAGGGCGUAGUAAUUUUGAAAAUAUUCGACGUGGUCAGGAACCAAUAUGGCAAAAUUCAUUCCAAAAGAAAAGCAAAACUUGUUUGGCUUUGGCAAACCCAGUGAAGACACUGAUGUUGUACUCGUUGUUGAAGAGCGUAAACUACAUGUCAACAAAGCAAUCUUGUCGUCAGCCUCUCCGGUGUUUUCUAAAAUGUUCCACGGUGAAUUCCGGGAAAAGUCGAAAGAGGAAAUACCCCUUCCUAGUAAAAGCUGUCGAGAUUUUUUGGCAUUUCUUUUGUGCUUAUAUCCUAACACUUUGGAUGAUGUUACAUAUGAAAACAUUGAAGUAAUUCUUCCUUUGGCACAAGAGUACCUGGUGAAAAGUUUGAUGAAAAAGUGCGAUGUUUUCCUUUUAGGAAUAUUACGUCAGUCAAAGUAUGAAACUGUAAGCAACAAAGAACUUGUCCGUAUAACGUUUUUGGCUGAUAAGUUCAACUUGGUGGACACGCUUAAGAAAGCUGUUGAAAUGGCCGCGUCUAGACCAAAUAUUCAGUUGAAGAAGGAGCCGGGCUUUGCAGAAAUCAGUGACAAAACGAAAGUGGAAAUCCUGUCAAGACGAUGUGAUCUUGUGGAAACUCCUGGCUUGGUCGUUAGUGAGGACAUGUUAGCACUUGUAAACCUGAUUCUACCGAAGAAUGCAUGUUGUCAGCACUCUGAAAUGCAUACAGGAUAUUGUACGGUGCCUGGUUGUAGUAUGAGUUUCUUAUCUUCCAAGUUUUUCCGCCAUGCAGAUAAUCUCUUGAAGCACAAAUCUGAGGUGGAGCAUUUCCUUAAGACAUUUACCAACAAUUAGUUGCACACGUACAUGUGUAGAUUGAAUAUAUCGUUCUAUUUUAUUUAAUUUUUUCCAUUAUAGCGUGUGUGAUAUAAAUAUUAUGUCAGGUGUCUAACAAUAUAUGUUAUUAACUACAGACUUAAAAGUAACAAUCAUAAAUUUUCCUGAUGUUAUUUGUUUAGUUUGUAAUUGGUACUAAUGUAAAUUUACUUUCCAAACAGCGCAGAUUUGUUUUGUGACUGUAAAAAAAAAAAAAAAAUCAUUUAAAAAAAGUAUUAUAUUGGUUGCAUUGUACUGGUAAAACACAAAAUAUAUAGCUGGUUUCUGGUCAGACCAAUUACAGAAUUGAUGCCGCGAUGAUGGUUUUUAUUUGUUUGGGGUUUUUGUUGUUGGGUUUUUUCAAUUCUUUUUUAUUAUUAUUUAAAUACAUUGCAUGUCCUUCUC